Messenger RNA from Neohortaea acidophila, 1724 nucleotides. RefSeq lists its product as uncharacterized. Lineage: Eukaryota; Fungi; Ascomycota; Dothideomycetes; Mycosphaerellales; Teratosphaeriaceae. The record is from RefSeq and is a predicted model, not a curated record. The transcript has 2 exons. The coding region runs from base 216 to 1673 and encodes 485 amino acids.
CUAAGUCAAGUCACACUCGGGCGCUGCCCUGGUUCGUGUGACACCUGACACCACGCCUCUUCCCCUUGGCACCGCGGGGCCUUUUGGUUUCAGAUAAUGGCGCCUCGUGUGCGCGGCGGGCGCCCGCCGCCCUGCUCUACCUCUCCAUCUCUUCGUACCUCUCUCCCCCACCACCACUACAUGCACACAGGCCGUGGCGGACUGCAGCAGCGGCCAUGUCUCUCCAGCCCGGUACCACGCAGCUGAGGACCUUCACUCGCUCGCUGCUCACCGAUGGCACGCGGACGGUGACGACCUUCACCGAAGCUAUCUGGGCUGUGGCUACUAGAGCUCCCGGCGGCGGCCGCACCACCACCACCAUCCGCAUCCUUGUUUCGCCUUCGACUACCAGUCGCAAUAUUGGGAAUGGGAGGUCUUCUUCAUCUACCCCUGCUCUUACUUCGUCUUCUUCUUCAUCGUCCUCCACUUCCUUAACGACCAGUGCUUCUGGGGCGUCCAACACCGCUUCUUCAACCCUGCAAAGCAGCCACCAUGGCUUCACAUCUGGCGCCGUGGCUGGUGCGGCUGUAGGCUGUCUCAUCGCCGGAGCACUAAUCGCUUUCCUGCUCGCCUUCUUCCUUUUCCGCCGGAAGCAGCGGAAGCACGAAGCGAGCGUUGCGGCUGCUAACAAUUAUGACGCCUAUCACGCUCCCGACAGGAAGACGCCGCUGGCUCCUGUGCCUGUUGCUCUUGGAGAGAAGUCUGCCGCUACUGGAGGCACAGCUGCGACUGGUAUUGCUGCUCCGCCGGCUUCGCCUAGUUGGCUGGCGUAUCUCCCUCCGUCGGCUUCGGAUCACACCAUUGCCACUGCUGUCAAGACCUUCUAUGAUCAAAUAGAACAGCACGUCGACACCUUCUACUCCCACAGCCCAACAUCCGAUAGCAGCAGCGGAGCUCAAGACGCGCAACAAAGUCGCCAACCGCUGUCUGAGAUCGACAGCGGGAAAUUACCAGGACGAAUCGAGGAUCUGAUGCAAGAGUCCGCCAUGGUGCUUCCGGUCAUCAAGCACUCCAUUGCCGAUCUGCUCAUCACGCGACUCUCGCCGCUCGCCUUCGCAGAGACGUCGCUACUUCCGCCUCACUUGGCUGAGUUUCCUCAGCGGCUGCAGGAGUCGCCUGCUUCUUCGCCUGCUGAGGCUGCUGCAUCCCAACAAGCAUACUCCCAAUGGCGCCUCCUAACGGCAUACCUGUACCCCUCGCCAGAAUCAACAAGUGCCUACGAAGACGACCGCGACGCCAAAACAGCCGAUAUCUCCUCCCUGCUCGCCUCAGCCUUCGCUCCCUGGCAACAAGAACAGCAUCAGAAGCAAACAAAAGUGAGCAGCAGCGGAGACAGCGCCAGCAGCACAGAUAGUUCCAACGACGAUGACGAAGAGAGCAGUCUCCACCAGCAUGAACGCACUCUGAUCGCCACUGCCGCGAAUCUAGGCAUUCUACUCAUGAGCCAGGCGGCGGCGUUUGAGUUUCGAUGGAGUCCUGCUGGUGCGGCGGCGGCGGCGGCGGAGGGGGGAGUGAGGGAGGUGGGUGUUGUCGUUGUUGCGCCUGGGUUUUGGAGGACGACGGAUGAUUCCGGAAGGGGGUUGGAAGCUGGGACGGCGAGGGAGAUGGUUGAGGCGAGGGUUUGGAGGAGUUAGCCCCGUAUCCUUUAAACGGAUUGUUUGGCAGUGGAUUGGACAGGACGAUUU